GCAAGCCGUUUGUGGAGAUUCCUGAGCAGCCGCGCAUUGAGCCGCCUUCUCCAGAGCUGAUCCAGUCAUUCCCUCCUUCGUGGCCGGCGGCGCUGUGCAACUUCCAGCUCAGCGUCCUGCCUAUCCUCGGCUUCCUGCACUGCCUGUACGACGACUCGGACGAGCUGUUUUUAGACAGCGUCCAAGAUGCUGGGUGCAAUCUGGGCGAUGCCUCGAUGCCCGCCACGUGGCUCGACUUCUGCCAGGAUAUCCGGCCUGUCCUGCAAAAGGCACGGGAAGCUCUCAAGACGGCGGAAAAGCCGGAGGACAUCUUGGGGGCGCUGAGAUGCCUUAUCGACGGGGAUGUUCAGUGCGUGGGCUUGCUGGCAGCCUGCUGGAGACGGCCGUGGGCGCACCGCAUCUAUCGAUCUUCCCUCAAGAGAGGGGGACGGGCAGAAAAGUACGUUGACGAUUUCGCCGAGUCUGUUGCCCGCGAGCUGGGCAACGAGCCUGGGGACGUCGCCUUCUGGGAGACGUUGGAGUCCUGGGCACGGAGCUCUGCCCUUAACCGGUCGCGCGUCUUUGUUGAGGAGCUAUUGAAAGUGGUGCAAGGCGACUUAGAGCGGGGAAAUGCUCUCUCAAAGAAGGGGACGCCGCUGCCAAAGGGGAAUGUUGUCCCGUAUGCGAGGGCAGCACCUGACUCCGGAGCUCCUUCAGGGUACGUGCUUUUAGGAGGCGGCAGCAGGGAGGCAGGCGACGGAAGUGGCCGAAGAGUCACGGACGCUCGAGAGACGCGAACGUAUUCGGUCCUGCCCAGCCCUGGAGAUAUCGAGGCGUUCUCUUUCCACGGUAAAAUUUCACGUGUGGAUGCGUCCCGGGAUGUUCAGCUGUUCUACUUCACGGAGAGGGCAAGGAGUGCAGAAUGGGACCCGCAGAAAGUUUCGUCCCACUAUACAAACACGAGGAGGGCAGAGGAGCACGGAGCGUUCGAGUGCGGCUGGGUCUCCGCGCACUUACCGGAGCAGGCCAUUGAGUUGGACAAGGCGAGGAAGGUCAAGAUAGAGCGAGUGCAAGCUCUGCAACCAGAGCAGUGCAGGGCCGAAACGUUUCGAGUCGAGUACCAGCAUACUAUCAUCGACUCCCUGCGGGGGCACCUGAAUCGUCUCAAUGUAGACAAGGUGGUCCUUAUCUUCCACGGGUACUGUGUAGGCUUCGACCAGGCCAUCUUGAUGGCAGCAAGGAUCAUGGCUGCAGUAAGCCCCGAGAACGACUUGCUUGGUAUCGUCUGCGAUUGGCCGUCAAAGAACGCCCGCCCUUGCUACCAUAUUGACGCGAGGCAGAUACCCACCUCGACGGAUAGCUUCUUCCGGCUUGGACUGGGCGACAGUGAGACGUACGGUGUCGGAGCGCUAGGAAAGGGCGUGAUCCCGCUUCUACAACAUCCACUUGAUGGGGAGCCCCUGGUGCGCGAGAUCUAUUUAUUUGCCCACAGCAUGGGCAACCAACUGCUCAUGAAUGGCCUCGCAUUAACCCGCGACUUUCCCAUUGAGGAUCGUGAGGCUCUGAGGCAAGUGGUUUGCCUUGCUUCUGACAUCGACGUCGAAGCACUCAGGCGGGGCCUCAAGUCGGGUCUGUGGCACAUCAACCCUACCAGCCGGGUAACCCUCUACUUUUCAGCAAACGAUUGGGCGUUGCGCGGAUCUACUUGGAUUAAUUGGUCCGAAGUCCGAGUGGGAGCUGACCCGAGACUGGAGGGGUUUCUGCCCCCAGCCCAGCAAGACCGUUUCGACCGGGUUGACUGCGCAAGUGUUGGAAACCUUAUCGACGUCGGGCACAGUUACCAUGUCUCGUCUCACCCGGUGAGAAUGGACUUGAGGGAGGUAUUCCAGGGCACCUCCGCAUCUCACCCUCAAAGGCUUGGUCGCACUGUAAAGAGCGCGGACACGCCCCAGCCAGGGCUCUUUCAGAUUGCAGCUUGGCGGAGAAAAAUCUGGUUUUAA
Klebsormidium nitens is the source of this 1979-nucleotide messenger RNA. The record is from the annotation of a GenBank genome assembly. Lineage: Eukaryota; Viridiplantae; Streptophyta; Klebsormidiophyceae; Klebsormidiales; Klebsormidiaceae.